This is a messenger RNA of Cooperia oncophora, 1125 nucleotides long. The record is from the annotation of a GenBank genome assembly. Lineage: Eukaryota; Metazoa; Nematoda; Chromadorea; Rhabditida; Trichostrongylidae.
AUGUACUCCUUGCAGAAAACUGAUCGUAUGAGUCGGAAAACAGUUAUGCGUUAUGUGACACUGUGUUAUGUGCUUGUCUUUCGAGAUAUAAGUGAGAGAAUUCGACGUCGAUUCCCCACAUAUAAUCACCUGGUACCUUCACUACUAACCGAAGCCGAGAAAAGUCGAAUCGAGAAAGAGGACAUUAAGCGAGUUUACUGGAUGCCCAUCGAAUGGGCAACACAACUGUUGAAAAAGUGCUAUCGGAGGGGUCAGAUUGACGAAUACCAUUUCGGAGUGCUAUGCGAUACAAUGCUAAAGUACCGUGAAAUGAUGCAUAAUCUGCUUUCAUACGACUGGGUGAACGUGCCUUUAGUUUACACACAGGUAGUUCAUAUCUGUACAGUUGCGUACUUUGGCAUAACAUGUAUUGCAAACCAACCUAUCAAGGAACCAGGUGCAAGAGUAUGGAUAAACGAAUUUGUGGUGCCAGUCUAUAACGUUUACGAGUUCAUUUUCUUUGUUGGUUGGCUCAAAGUAGCUCAGGUAAUGCUGAAUCCAUUCGGAUUGGAUGAAGAUGAUUUUGAGAUCGACAUGCUCAUAGAGAGAAACUUACAGGUUGGUUAUUCCUACGUGGAAAGCUUGUAUGAACGACUUCCGCCGUUGAUUCUUGUCGACGUAGCUCUGCUCUUUCCUCACACUAAGGCAUCGAUGGCUCUAAUCAAGCAAGCGAAUCCGAUGAUCGGUUCAGUGGCCAACGUAAACGUGCCCAGGGACGAGCAACAAGUCAUUAGUAAAGAUGACGUGGAGAUGAUCAGGAAACUUUUGGGUCCCAAAUUUGGGCGUCGCUUCGACUACGUUCGGAAGGAGCCGUCAGAUGAUGUGAUUGGGAGUAAGGGUCUAGCAAGCAAACCCUAUUCACAAAGUGAGAAAGAAAGUGAUCUUCAAGAAACACAACCAUUGGUAAAAGGAACAAGCAAAGCGAGAUCAGUUUCGGACACCUCCGUUGAGCAGUUGAAAACUGCGAAAGCACCUUCCCUACCUCAACCAACUCAACCAAAACAAGACGAGAAAAAGGGUCCACCAAAGCAAUCUCUCGAGAAGAGCGCCAGAGGUCCAAAAAGGCUGCAGUUUGAAAAAGGUUGA